CUUCCGGUGUCAGAAUGAACGUUGCGCGAUACAACAGAGCUAGCUAAAUGAAACGAUAAACGUUUAGCAACUUCUCCUUUCCCCGCCGUCCCAGUUUUUUUUUCUCUGAAAAAUGUUGAAAUUAAUUUAGGGGCUGCCUUAAAGUGUGAAGGAAUUUACGGAGAGGAACAGUUUUAACGCCCACGUUGUUCUUUAGGCUCUCAGAGACAGUUUGGGUUUUGUGGUUUUCUUUCGGGCCCAGGUGUCAUGGAGGGUCCGUCCUGUCGGGUAUCUGCUGGGGCAGAAGAACCCCGGCCGUCGGGCAGGAGGGACGCUGGGUCGGAGCCCACGUGGGACACGAAGACUCACUUUCGUGUGUGUCGCUUCAUAAUGGAAACAGGAGUGAAGCUCUGUAUGCGCUCAGUACCCGUGGCAACGGCCUGUGUGUUGUACCAUCGUUUCUUCCAGCGGGUCACAUCCCGUGUUUAUGAACCCUACCUGGUGGCCAUGAGCUGCUUGUACUUGGCUGGAAAAGUGGAGGAGCAACACAUCCGGACCCGGGACAUCAUCAAUGUGAGCCACAGGUACUUUAACAAAGGCAGUGCUCCUCUCGAAUGUGAUAAGGAGUUCUGGGACCUAAGGGACAGCGUGGUGCACUGUGAGCUCCUCAUCCUACGACAGCUCAACUUCCACGUCUCCUUUGAACAUCCUCACAAGUAUUUGCUCCACUACCUGCUUUCUGUGAAAUCACUGGUGAACCGGCACGCUUGGUCUCGAACCCCCGUGGCUGAGACUUCCUGGGCAUUGCUGAGAGACUGUUACCAUGGAGACAUGUGCAUCCGCCACACACCGCAACACAUUGCGGUAGCUGCACUCUACCUGGCGCUGAGCAGCUAUGGAGUGGAGCUGCCCGCUGGAGAGAAGGAGUGGUGGCAGGUGCUGUGUGAGGACGUGACCAAAGCAGACAUCAACGCUGUGAUCUCAGACCUUCUCCGGCUGUAUGACAUGGAGGCCAAGUGUAUCUGAAGGACAAAGCGGUGGACCGGAGAGCCACGUGGAAGUUCUGUUGGUGUCGGUGCGGGAAGAAGGUGAACAUCCUCUGAUCUGUGCAGUGGACGGCUGGGGUUCAGGUGCGUUUGAAUAUGUGUGCAUCCGAGGCAGAGAAGACUUUGGUUUUGCCCCAGUUACCCUGUGGAGCUGAGAAAAUCGUACCUGCAGUACCGCUGUCUGCCACUGAGGGGAGACAUGUCUCACUUUUGGGUGUCUCAACACUGCAUGAGACAGGUUUGUACUUCAGAUACCACAGUGGGAAGUCCUAGACCUCUCUGUGUAAUUAUUGGUACAUUGGUUUGUAAUAACAGAGAAUAAAUAAAAAUGUUAUGGAAUUGUGAA
Molecule: messenger RNA, 1371 nt
Organism: Xiphophorus maculatus (southern platyfish)
Lineage: Eukaryota; Metazoa; Chordata; Actinopteri; Cyprinodontiformes; Poeciliidae
Gene: ccnq
Product: cyclin Q
Exons: 5
Coding region: 247-1005 (252 amino acids)
Biological process (GO): regulation of transcription by RNA polymerase II
Cellular component (GO): nucleus
Molecular function (GO): cyclin-dependent protein serine/threonine kinase regulator activity
Source: RefSeq, a predicted model, not a curated record